Molecule: messenger RNA, 1259 nt
Organism: Thalassophryne amazonica
Lineage: Eukaryota; Metazoa; Chordata; Actinopteri; Batrachoidiformes; Batrachoididae
Product: galectin-4-like
Exons: 13
Coding region: 149-1102 (317 amino acids)
Molecular function (GO): carbohydrate binding
Source: RefSeq, a predicted model, not a curated record
AUCACUUCCCUACAAUUAUCCUAUUUUCUGUCUGUGUGUCUGUCUCUGUUACUGUCGUCAUGCCGUUUGUCGCUCCCCCCGGCUAUCAGCCAGUCUACAACCCUAUGAUUCCUUAUCUGGGGCCAUCUAUGGAUGUCUGAGGCCCGGAAUGUCCAUUUAUAUCCAGGGUUCCCUUCCUGAAGAGAUGACCAGGUUCUUUAUUAACCUGCGAUGUGGCCAGUCUGAGGACAGUGACAUCGCCAUCCACUUUAACCCUCGAUUUGACGGCUGGGAUAAGGUGGUCUUCAACACCUGCCAGGAUGGCUCAUGGGAGUCAGAGGAGAAAACUCAUGACAUGCCUUUCUCCAAAGGACAGGCCUUUGAAAUGGUCAUCGUCGUCACUGCAGAGGGGUACCAGUUCAAAGUCAAUGGAGAAGACUUCUACACGUAUGCACACCGAAUCCCUGUGGAGAGAGUGUGCGCUCUGCACAUCGCCGGAGAUGUUAACAUACAGACAAUUAACGUCAUUGGGGGUGGGAUGGGAGGCGGCAUGGGAGGUGGAUAUCCAGGAGGUGGCAUGGGGGAAGGAUACCCAGGUGGAUAUCCAGGUGACAUGGGAUGUGGAAUGGGGGGUGGCUAUCCAGGAGGAAUGGGAGGUGGUAUGCAGGAAGGAUACCCAGGAUCACAUCUGCCGGUUAUGGGUGGACAGCCAAUAUACAACCCUCCGAUUCCCUACUCCAACAUGAUCCCAGGAGGGAUGUUUGUAAAGAGGACCAUCAUCAUCAGAGGCAUGGUGUCCUAUGGAGCAGAAAGAUUUUCUGUUAACUUCCUGGUGAGCGAAUCGUGGAACAAGGCACUCCAUAUCAACCCCAGACUGAGGCAGGGGAUUGUCGUGAGAAACAGCAUGAUCGAUGGCAGCUGGGGUCAGGAGGAGAGAGAGCUGAUGAACAACCCCUUCAUGGAGGGCCAGUACUUUGAUAUGUCCAUUCGCUGUGGGAACCAGAGGUUUAAGGUGUUCGUCAAUGGACAGCAUUUGUUCGACUUCUUCCACCGGCUGCCCUUUACCCAGAUCGACAUGCUGGAGAUUGAUGGCGAUGUGCAAAUCUCCUACAUCCACUUCUGAGACCACAAACACCAUUCAUGUGUUCAUGUUUCUGCUCCUCUGUGACAUUUCAGACCUCUAUGAUGGAAUAUGAUCAAAUCAUAAUUUUCCUGUGAAGAUAAAUGACGUCGUCAUCAGCAUAUCAUCUGUAUCCUGUCAAACAAAACAAAUUAACAUC